GGCAGUGCUGGUGGAAUGAAUAGCUGGUUUGUCUAUUCAGCUGUGAAUGCCUCAGUCAGUGUCAGCUCUUUUAGCCUUACACUGGCCCUUAAAUUUCAGAGUUCAGAUCUAGAGAAAGGACUGCAGAAGCACAAAAAAAUUGGGACGCAUUCCCAGAGGACCAUGGGAUCAGAACGUGAUAAUAUUGAACUGAGAGUUGCAUCGACUGACGAGUUGACCAAGAAGGAGGAGGCAAAUAGAGAAAAGGGCAGCCCUAAGAACACAGCCCCAGGGGUCGUUGUGGUGCAGGGCUCAGGCGGAGAACAUGACACCACCCCUGGUGACAAAGGAACAGUUACUGAGCCCGGUAACCCAGGUCGUGCACAUGAGGCUGUGAUCAAUAUCAACCGCUAUGCCACCAAGAAGAGUGUGGCAGAGAACAUGUUGGAUGUUGCCUUACUUUUAGCAAAUGCGUCUCAACUGAAGUCAGUCUUGGAGCAGGGUCCUGAAUUCAAAUUCUACACCACUCUCAUCGUUUUGAUCAGCAUUUCACUAUUUUUCCAGGUGAUCGUUGGAGUGCUUCUCACAAUUAUCGCUAAGAAAGAUCUGAAUGAUGUCAGUAGGCAGAAGGAGCUUGAUAUUCUAAAUAAUGUUGCUACAGCUCUCAUCCUUGUUACUGUUGUUGUCAACAUAGUAAUAACUGGAUUUGGAGUCCAAAAACCAGGGCUUUUUCCUCCUGUUCCAACAAAACCAUCAAGAGGUUCAAGAGGAUAGAGAGUAUGUGAACCCUCUUGACUGCCAUUUUUGAAGCCGUUUCUGGGGAACAGAAUGCUAUUCAAACCUGAUUAAACCAUCACUUAAGGAGGCACUGUCAUUAUUUUUCAGAGCUAUUCAGCCAAAACAUAUCUGAUGGCCUCUGCAUGUUGAAGCUUUGAAUGUGGAGAAUUCCUUGAAUAAUUACCUCCUUAAACAUCCACUUACUAGAAACCAGCUGUUAUGCUAAGAAGCCAUCUCAAUGGAGCAAAUAUGAAAUAUUAUAAUUAUGUAGCUUGUAGAAGCAUUCCACAUCCUUAAGUAUUGUCGCAGUCUUCCAUUUUUGUGUUCCAUGUGCCUUUCCUCUUUAUAAUUAAGUUUACCUUCCAAAUACAAAGCCAGUAAAUAUUUGUACUUCAGAACCAAUUUAUAUCUAUUACAAAAAUAUAGAUAAAACACUUACAUGUCUGAAAUAAAACACUAUAUAUUUAUUUUAGUUAUACUAUAGCUGAAUUUGUAUGUGAAACAGAUUUUUAUGAGCAUUUUACUAAAUACAUGUCACCAAGACAAAGCUUUAAUUCAUCUAAAUUAUCUUACUUUACACAUUUAGCAAUACAGUACUGCUAAUUUGUUGUUGCCUUUGUACUUUAACAUAACUAAUUACAUAACUUUUAGUACCUGAGAUGCUGAUAUGUGAAAUACUAUGUAACUGCUGUUUAUACUCUGGUAUGCAUGCAAUGUUUUGUUGCAAUCCUAUUCAAUUUGUUUAUCUUUUGGAUUUUGCUUUCCAAAAUGUCAUUAUUUUAUGCUGCAGAGUUCAUUUCUACAUUUCUGUAUAAAGAUGAUAUAAAAGACAAAAUGAAUAUGUGAAUUCCAUGUGCAUUUUGUUCAAUGUGCCAUUUACUUACUGUUAUGUUUUACUGAUAUUAAAAAAGUGGAACCAGCUAGCAUAUUUCCAUUUUAAAUGUGCUCUGUAAGCCUCAUUUUCACAAAAUAAAUAAAUAUAUUUACUAAAAUGA
Messenger RNA from Protopterus annectens (West African lungfish), 1751 nucleotides. RefSeq names its product ninjurin 2 (gene NINJ2). Gene Ontology annotation, biological process: tissue regeneration; cell adhesion. Bases 16 to 753 code for a protein of 245 amino acids. The record is from RefSeq and is a predicted model, not a curated record. NCBI's taxonomy places the organism in Eukaryota, Metazoa, Chordata, Ceratodontiformes, Protopteridae. Gene Ontology annotation, cellular component: membrane. The transcript has 5 exons.